This is a messenger RNA of Lepus europaeus (European hare), 945 nucleotides long. Its product is annotated as olfactory receptor 51I2-like. The transcript has a single exon. Gene Ontology annotation, cellular component: membrane. Lineage: Eukaryota; Metazoa; Chordata; Mammalia; Lagomorpha; Leporidae. The record is from RefSeq and is a predicted model, not a curated record. The coding region runs from base 1 to 945 and encodes 314 amino acids. Gene Ontology annotation, molecular function: G protein-coupled receptor activity; olfactory receptor activity. Gene Ontology annotation, biological process: G protein-coupled receptor signaling pathway.
AUGAGAUACCUUUGGACCAACACCUCGAGUACAUCCAGCUUCACACUAACAGGCUUCCCAGAGUUGGAGGGGCUAGAGCACUGGCUGGCUGCCCUCUUCUUGCUGCUUUAUGCUAUCUCCAUUUUAGGCAACAUGUUAAUUCUCUUCAUUGUAAAGGAGGAGCAGAGCUUGCACCAGCCAAUGUACUACUUUUUAUCUCUUUUGUCUGUCAAUGACCUGGGUGUGUCCUUUUCUACACUGCCCACUGUGCUGGCUGCUAUGUAUUUUCACAUACCAGAGACAGCUUUUGAGGCCUGCCUGGCCCAGAUGUUCUUCAUCCACUUCUUUUCCUGGACAGAGUCUGGAAUCCUUCUGGCCAUGAGUUUUGACCGCUAUGUGGCCAUCUGUAAUCCCUUGCGCUAUUCCACCAUGCUCACUGAUGCUCGUGUGGCCCACAUAGGUACAUCCAUCAUCAUCCGCAGUUUCUGCAUGGUCUUCCCACUUCCCUUCCUCCUGAAGAGGUUGCCCUUUUGUAAGGCCAAUGUGCUGACCCAUUCUUACUGCCUACAUCCAGACCUGAUCCGCUUACCCUGUGGAGAUACUACCAUCAACAGCAUGUACGGCUUGUUCAUUGUCAUAUCUGCCUUUGGUGUAGAUUCAGUGCUCAUCUUUCUCUCCUACAUAUUAAUUCUACACUCUGUGUUGGCUAUCACCUCCCAAGAAGGGAGGCUUAAGACUCUGAACACAUGUGUGUCACAUAUAUGUGCUGUGCUCAUUUUCUAUGUGCCUAUGGUUAGCGUGUCCAUGGUGCAUCGAUUUGGGAAACAUGCCCCUGAGUAUGUGCACAGGUUCAUGUCUUUGAUCUAUCUCUUUGUGCCUCCAAUGCUUAACCCAAUUAUCUAUUCCAUCAAGACUAAGGAGAUUCGCAAGAGGUUGUGCAAGAUGUUGCUGGAACUUAAACUUUGA